UCGAUUUUCAUCUGGACAGUGGGUGGCGAUAACGAGACUGUUUCACAUCAAAAAGACGAGGAAGGAGAGUCCGAUAGUAGCUACAGGAAAAACAGCAGCGAGACAGCAGAAUAUUCAUUGUUUAUAUCGUUUGUCUGCCAGAAAACCUGGUCCAAGUACAAUGAAUCUGGAACGUGUUCCCAACGAGGAGAAACUGAAUCUUUGUAGGAAGUAUUAUCUGGGUGGAUUUGCCCUUCUGCCAUUUUUAUGGCUUGUUAAUGUAAUUUGGUUUUUCAAGGAAGCCUUUCUAAAACCAUCUUUCACAGAACAAGUGCAAAUAAAAACAUAUGUGAAGAGGUCAGCACUGGGUGUGCUCCUGUGGGCUGUUGUCCUUUGUACCUGGAUUACAGUGUUCCAGCACUUCAGGGCAGAAUGGGGCGAAGUGGGUGAUUAUUUGUCAUUUACAAUACCCCUGGGCACCCCGUGAAUUUUUAAAAUAUGAAUUUGUUGUUAACACAGAACUCUUACAUUUUACCCAACACACAUCUAAUUUGUUUUUGUGUCCAGAAUCAUUCACACCAUUAAAAUUCAAGUAACUUCCUAGUGUA
Molecule: messenger RNA, 587 nt
Organism: Boleophthalmus pectinirostris (great blue-spotted mudskipper)
Lineage: Eukaryota; Metazoa; Chordata; Actinopteri; Gobiiformes; Gobiidae
Gene: psenen
Product: presenilin enhancer, gamma-secretase subunit
Exons: 4
Coding region: 161-466 (101 amino acids)
Biological process (GO): Notch receptor processing
Cellular component (GO): gamma-secretase complex
Source: RefSeq, a predicted model, not a curated record